CAGUUCCAAAAAAAAAAGAUAAAUACUCACCCAACACCAUGAAAAAACUCUAUGCCAAAACCUCCUUCUCCUCGAAGAAUCGCAGUAAAUCGGCUAAAAAUGAAAACGAUCCCCACUCGGCAGAUUCUCUCAUCAAAUAUCACGAUCCAAUUUUGGCAUUUCAACCCUCAAAAUGUAAAGAUGUGAACGGAGAUUCUCAGCAAAAAUACAAACCUAAACAUCCAUUUGGUGCUAAACUCCAAAAUUUGGAACAUUUGCGUAAUCCUCAAUUUUCCAGCGGGGAAAAUUCGAACGUGAUUAUGCCUGUCGUAUCCACAUCACCGUAUGAAGAGUCACCUUACUAUUAUACCAUAACGGAGUUGGAAAACCUUCAAAUGCUGGAUCAUCGACAUCCUCACUUUCAUCAUCAUCACAAUCCACAGCAUCAUCUGAAGAUGCAACAGAUGCAUGCUGGCGGCAAGGUCUAUCAUCAGCACAGUCAAUUGGUCUUACAGCUACCCAGUGUUACGUCGACAUCGACAACAGAAGACAAUUUUGCCUGCGACACCAUAGAUUCUCCCAUGACCAGUUGUGGACAACAGCAACAACAACAACAACGUUUGCUAUCUUCACCACCCAUCUAUGAAGCACCACAAAUGAAUUCAUCAUCAUCGUCGUCCGGUGCAUCUUCUCUAUUGUCGCGCUCAUCUUCGAACUUGUCCUCACCCACAGCCACCAUAAAAUCAACCGCCAUGGGUCUAAGAAGGCAAACCUCAUUGUCGGCGGCAACGGCAACAACACCACCACCGCCCCCGCACCAAUACCACUAUGACCCAUAUGAUGCCAGCAUUCAGCAUCAUCAAAUGUCGUAUCAAACGCAGCAUCAUAGCCAGCAACAGAGCCUGAGCCAGAGUCGCCAACAGCUGCAGUUAUCUCCAACGUCGCCGCCGCGUGAUAAUUUGUCGCCUAAUGGGGAUUUUAUGAAUAACUCGAUAUCGCCAACAUUAUCUGUUGAACAAAGUAUUAUUGGGGCACGUGCCUCCGUCAUGGUCUACGAUGAUAACCAAAAGAAAUGGGUGCCAUCGGGCACUUCGUCGGGCCUCAGCAAGGUACAAAUCUACCACCACCAACAGAACAACACAUUUCGUGUUGUCGGCCGUAAACUGCAGGACCACGAGGUUGUCAUCAAUUGUUCCAUUUUAAAAGGACUGAAAUACAAUCAAGCCACUGCCACAUUUCAUCAAUGGCGCGAUUCCAAAUAUGUCUAUGGUCUCAAUUUUUCGAGUCAAAAUGAUGCUGAAGCCUUUGCCAGGGCAAUGAUGCAUGCGUUGGAGGUUCUCAGUGGACGUGUUGCCAACAAUCCCGGCCAGCCAACAAAUGGCAAUGGUUAUGAAGAAGAUAUGGGCUAUCGCACAAUGACCAGUGAAGAUGCUGCCAUCUUGCGGCAGCAGCAACAGAUAACAGGCCAAGUAACACCAUCGGCACAGACACCCACUUCACAAACGAAUCAAAAUAAUAUACCCCAAAGCCCACCGACGCCACAGCAGGGACAUCAUCGCACCAGCAGGAAUUCCCUUAGUGCUCCAGCGGCACCACAGCCACCACAAAUGCAACAACACCAGCAGCAGCAACAACAACAGCAUUCAAUCUAUGGGCACACAACUGGACCAACACAAAAUGGCAUGCAACAGCAUCCACAGCAGCAACAACAGCCGCCAAUGCAGCCACAACAACAACAGAUACCACCAGGACCGGGUCAGCCGCCACAGCAAUCAUACCACACUCCGUCACAGAUGCAACAAACGCAACAACAACUCCAGCAACAGCAGCAACAACAUGCGCUCUAUGCCACCCAACAAAUGGUCAAUGCUGGCGGUUAUCAGCAGCAACCAAAUCAGUAUCAGCAAUCCCACUAUGUCUUGUCGAAUUCUAAUCCCAAUCUUAAUAUGCAUCAAUAUCCGCAACAGCAGCAAGUCGUUGGUGGAAUGAUACCUCAAGCACCCCAGCCUCCCAUGCCACCGCCACAUCAGAAUGGCGGUGUUCCUCACUAUGUGUCUUCGCAGCAACAAAUGGGACCAGGCGGCAUCUCAAAUUCGCAGAGUGCCAACAAUGUUUACGGCAGUCAACCGCCCCAGAUGGGCGGUGGCGGUAUACCAAUGCCACCCCAACCGCCCCAGCCACCGGCAAUGCCAAAUGGCCCGCCAGCGCCACCAAAUGCUUAUGGACAAAUGAAUGGUGGUGGCCAGGUACAGCAAACCGAGAAUCCCUAUGGUCAGGUGCCUGGGGCUCCACCAAUGAUGCCAGUCAAUAGUAGUGCUCCCGUUGGCAAUGUACCUAUGCCACCGCCACUCAAUCGUAUGAGUAGUAGUACCGGUGGUGGCCCAGGUGGUGCUCCCGGUGCACCAGGGGCACCAGCUCCUCCACCACCACCAGCAUUUGGCGGUGCUGCUCCGCCCAUGUUCAAUGGUAAUGCUGGCGGUGCAGGACCAGUUCCACCGCCACCCCAACCUCCAGCUCCCCCAGCACCGCCAGCAAUGGGAGGUGGUGGCCCCGGAGGACCAAGUGGCGGUCCAGCAGCACCCCCGCCGCCUCCGCCACCACCCAUAGGCGGAGGAGGUGCUGGUCCAGCAGCCAAAAAAGAGGAUCCCCAGGCAGACCUAAUGGGUUCCCUGGCUGCCCAAUUGCAACAGGCCAAAUUGAAAAAGAAGUCCACUCCAGCUCCCACAGAGAACAGCGGCAGUAGCACACCCAGCGGAGGCAGCGGCAAUUAUGGUACCAUUGGACGUGGCGGCAGCGGCGGCGGUAUGGCUUCCAUGAUGGACGAAAUGGCCAAAACAUUAGCAAGGCGACGUGCUCAGGCCGAAAAGAAAGAUCCUGAUUCGGAACCAGAAGUAAAACAACGACCUUGGGAAAAAUCCAAUACACUACCACACAAAUUGGGCUCCUCAUCAUCGGCAAAUUCCAAUAACUCAAAUGCAAAUUCCUCACACAAUACAUCGAACAGUGGUAGUGAGUCACCACGACCCAUGCGAAAACGCUUCGGUAGUGCCAGCGAAGAAACGAUACUUAAGGUCAAUGGUGAUGGAUUAUCUGUAGCGGGAUUAUCCAAUAGUGAUUUGGAACAAUUAAAGGCUGAAAUUGUUAGAGAAAUGAAAACGGAAAUACAAAAAGUAAAACAAGAAAUAAUAGAAGCUAUCAAAUCUGAGUUUAACCGAAGAUAAAAGAAUUAUCUUUAGUCAAAUAAAUAAAAAAUAAAACGUAAUUUGGAUCUGAUAACUUAUUUUUAAAUAAUUAUAAAAGAAGAGAAGAGAAAGGAAGAAAAAACAAACGAAGGAUAUCUACAAUUAUAAGAGCAUGUACUGGCUAAAUAUUUUUUACUUUCCAAGACAUUCAUUAACACACACAAAUCGUCAAAGCCUCCACGCAAAUAAAAAAACAGCCGCAACAACAACAACUGCAACAGCAAUUGCCGUGUUAAUUUUUUCACACGACGACGAGUUAUUCAAUUCCCCCAAAAACACACCCUGCUGCAGGAUCGUUUUGAAACAUGGUUUUUAUAAAGCAAUUUAUUGGAACACACACAAACACUCAUACAAAAAAGAAAACACAUGAAACCCUCAAAAUAUACGAAAACGAUUUAAUGAUGAGUACAUAUAUAUAGAUAUUUAUAUAUAUAGUAAUUAAAAAAUAUAUAUUAAAUUAAACAAAAUGAAAAAAACAAACAUAUUAUAAAUAAUAAUAUACAUUAAAAUUAUAAUUAAUAUUAUAAUGAAUAAUGGAACGAAAACGAUGAAAAAAGAGAAUUCCACUUCCAAACAAAACAUAUACCAAAUUGCAAAACAAAACACAAACCUUUGGCCCAACCCCUCGUUUGCCCGUACAGCAGUAUCUAACCAAUCAUCCACAACAUUUCCACUUCCAUGGUAACCGCAACAACAAGAAGAACGCGAAGAAACUCAUUUCUUUUUUAGAAAAAAUAAAAAAACACAAACACAAAACAUCAGCGCUAAAUCUCUCCAUAUAACUGUAGAAAACUGAACUGAACACAAAAACACAUACACACACACAGCAACACAAAUGUAUUUUAUUUUUUAAUUAUAUUAUAUAUAUUUUUUAUAUGUGUUAAAAGAUAAAAUUUAUGUUUAAUUCUAUAUUUAAUAUUAUUAUUAUUAUCAUUGUAUUAAAAGAACAGCAACAAGAAAAAAA
Musca domestica (house fly) is the source of this 4185-nucleotide messenger RNA. RefSeq names its product protein enabled (gene ena). The transcript has 9 exons. The coding region runs from base 39 to 3200 and encodes 1053 amino acids. Gene Ontology annotation, molecular function: SH3 domain binding. The record is from RefSeq and is a predicted model, not a curated record. Lineage: Eukaryota; Metazoa; Arthropoda; Insecta; Diptera; Muscidae.